This is a messenger RNA of Magnusiomyces paraingens, 996 nucleotides long. RefSeq lists its product as uncharacterized. The transcript has a single exon. The record is from RefSeq and is a predicted model, not a curated record. NCBI's taxonomy places the organism in Eukaryota, Fungi, Ascomycota, Dipodascomycetes, Dipodascales, Dipodascaceae. Bases 1 to 996 code for a protein of 331 amino acids.
AUGUCUGAUAGUAAGGAUCACACGUUUGUGCCACCGUCUGUUGACGAUAUGCCCAUCGAAGACACCCAGCUGCCAGUGGAGCCCAAGCAAUUAUCUACACUCGGUGGCUUCCUGGCUGGAGGCGUGGCUGCGUGCGGCGCCGUUACUGUCACAAACCCGAUCGAACUCAUCAAGACUCGAAUGCAACUGCAGGGCGAGUUGGCGGCCCGCGGAGAGGUCAAAAAGGUCUACACUGGUUUGUUUCAGGGUCUGGUCACCAUUAUCAAGCAUGAGGGCAUUCUCGGUAUUCAGCGGGGUUUGUUUGCUGCUUACAUUUAUCAAAUCGGUCUCAAUGGCUGCCGCAUUGGUUUAUAUGAACCCUUGCGCAACAUUCUUAACCCCCUAUGGGGUCUUAAACUGGACGCACAGAGCAUUCCUGUCAACGUCGUAGCCGGCGCCGGAUCCGGUAUUAUGGGUGCCAUUAUGGGAUCACCUUUUUAUCUUGUCAAGACACGCAUGCAGUCUUAUUCCCCUGUUUUCCAAAUCGGCGCACAGACCCACUACAAGAGUGUUUGGCAUGCGCUUAAGACUGUUUACCGUGCUGAAGGUUUCCGCGGUCUAUAUCGUGGUGUUGAUGCUGCAAUUCUCCGUACCGGUGCUGGAUCUUCGGUCCAACUGCCCAUUUACUAUCACACAAAGAAGCUUAUUGAACAUUAUGACAUUCCUGAUGGUCCAAUCCGCCAUUUUGGUGCGUCUGCAGCCUCAGGUCUCGGUGUCUGUAUUGUUAUGAACCCAUGGGACGUGCUCAUGACCCGCAUGUAUAACCAAAAGGGUAAUCUCUACAAGAAUCCCAUUGACUGUUUAAUCAAAACAGUUAGCAUCGAAGGCCCACUUGCUCUGUACAAGGGUUUCAUUCCUCACCUUAUGCGUAUUGGACCUCACACUGUCAUAAUGCUCAUGUUUAUGGAGCAGACCAUGCGCUGGGCCAAGAUGUUGGAAGGUGUUCCUCUCGACUAA